CCACAACACUGCUCACUCUGAGCGUCAUUGCGGAGAGCUCCGGAGACUGAAAUCUGAUCCCCCUUAAUUUUCUCUCUUUCUCUCUCUCCCCCUCUCUCCCUCUCUCACUCCAGUUCUGCCACUGGCUCUUCGCUGGCAGUUCAGGUCUCGGAGCCAAACCUUCACACACUCGUUCGUACACAGCAGUCAGCAAACUGAAAGCACUGAGACGGCACACGGGAGCGAGCGAGCCAAAGCAGCACCUCUGGAGACACAGCGUACACCCCUCCCACCCCCCACCCCCAACACACAGACACUGGAAGAAAUAUACUCCUGAUACUCGCGACUGACUGCCCAGGGACAGACACUCUGAAGACAAGAAACAGCGCUGGGCAAACGGGGAGGAUUCAUUCUGCUAAAAAAAAAACCGCGAGCCCUGUGAAGAAACCAAGUAGAGUGAAUGCAAAACUAAAAGCCCAAAACAAAAUGGUAAAGAAAAGGUGCAUAAACUGGUAAGCGAAGGAUUGUUUGCUACAGGCACCGGAUCGGCUCCUGAACUGAAUUCAGGAGUGUUGCAGUUUCUGCAGUCGUUGACAAUCAGCCGCCAGUUUUCAUUUCUGGGUUUCAUGCUGGAUUUACAAAUGACUUGAAUAUUCCGAGCUGUUUUUUCAUCGCUUCUUGAAACCGCUGGAGAAACCCCCCUUCAACUCUACAGCGAGGACCCAAGCAAGGCAUUGCUGAGCGAGUCGGAAUUGGCACUUUUAAAAAGACUUGAAAACAGGUUUUUUUGCCUCCUUUUCGGUCAGUAAAAGGGCACAGAGCGACGGAGGUGGGCAGUGCCAGCACUGCGCCCAUGACUGUGAGGGAGGCACGCAGAUGAUGUCCAAGGCUGGGCAGGCCGUUGGCAGUCGGGCGGACAGCAGCUGCGGAGGAAUGAUCGCCCUGUGGUACGCGCUCUGUGUCUGCGUUGCCACCGCCGCCAGCAUCCCAACAGCCAGGCUCCGCAUCUCCGACCAUGAAACGAAGGCCAGCACGCGCGCUCCACCAAGAACGGUGACAUCGGGAAGCCAGCGAACUGUUCUGGAGGAGAUCGUUCUUGGCAGCGGCGACACCCUGGACCUGUCUUGCAACCCCCGAGGCUCCUCGCUGGCACCACUGGUGUGGUUGAAAGACGGGCUCAGAAUCCUGCCCAACAACACCACCCAAGUCGGCCAGAAGUGGCUGAAGAUCAUCAACGUUUCCUACGAUGAUUCCGGAGUCUACUCCUGCAAACUCUGGGGGACCAACCAGAUUCUAAGCAACUUCACCAUCAAGGUUGCAGAUUCUUUGUCUUCGGGUGAUGAUGAAGAUGAUGAUGAUGAUGAUGGAAGUGAGGAUACAGGAGCUCCGUACUGGGCCCGCCCCGACCGCAUGGAGAAGAAGCUGCACGCGGUCCCCGCGGCCAACACCGUCCGCUUCCGCUGCCCCGCCGCCGGGAACCCAACCCCCACCAUCCACUGGCUGAAGAACGGUAAAGAGUUUCGGGGAGAGCACCGGAUCGGUGGCAUCAAGUUGCGACAUCAGCAGUGGAGUUUGGUGAUGGAGAGUGUGGUGCCCUCAGACCGUGGCAACUAUACGUGUGUGGUGGAGAACAAAUACGGCAGCAUCAGCCACACGUACCAGCUCGAUGUGCUCGAGCGGUCUCCACACCGGCCUAUUCUCCAGGCAGGGUUGCCCGCAAACCAGUCGGUGGUGGUGGGCAGCGAUGUGGAAUUCCACUGCAAGGUCUUCAGUGACGCACAGCCCCACAUCCAGUGGCUCAGGCACGUGGAGGUUAACGGGAGCAAGUUGGGCCCGGACGGAGCUCCCUACGUCACCGUGCUGAAGUCGUGCAUAAGUAAGAGCGCUGAAGCAAACGUUAAACUCAUUCUUUACAAUGUGACAGAGCAGGACGCGGGCGAAUAUCUGUGUAGGGCCACCAACUUCGUUGGCGUGGCCGAGAAAAUGCACUGGCUGUACGUCAACCAACCCAAACCAGCUGAAGACUUGGUCAAGGAGGACGACUCUGGCUCGGUCUAUGCAGACGUCCUCAUCUACGUGACGGGUUGUGUCCUUAUCAUUCUGACUGUUAUUAUAGUGAUCAUGUGCAGAAUGAGAACGUCCUCUAAGAAAACCCUCAACCCACCUCCGGUGCAGAAACUCUCCAAGUUCCCACUGAAGAGACAGCAGGUGUCCUUGGAGUCCAAUUCCUCCAUGAAUUCCAACACGCCGUUGGUGAGAAUCGCCCGCCUGUCCUCCAGUGAUUCACCCAUGUUGGCCAACGUGUCUGAGUUGGAGCUCCCUGCCGACCCCAAGUGGGAGUUCCAGCGGCCAAGGCUGACCAUGGGGAAACCCCUGGGUGAGGGCUGCUUCGGGCAGGUCGUAAUGGCUGAGGCCAUCGGCAUCGAGAAAGACAAAGCAAACAAGCCAGCCACUGUCGCAGUGAAAAUGCUAAAAGACGACGCGACUGAUAAAGACUUGUCUGACCUGGUCUCGGAAAUGGAAAUGAUGAAGAUGAUCGGAAAACAUAAAAAUAUUAUUAAUUUACUGGGAGCCUGCACACAGGAUGGUCCACUCUACGUCAUUGUUGAAUUUGCAUCGAAGGGCAACCUGCGGGAAUACCUGAAAGCCCGGAGACCCCCGGGCAUGGAUUACUCCUUCGACACCUGCAAGGUGCCUGAUGAGCAGUUAACCUUCAAGGAUCUCGUGUCAUGUGCCUACCAGGUGGCACGUGGUAUGGAGUACCUGGCCUCCCAAAAGUGCAUCCACCGGGACCUGGCAGCCAGGAACGUGCUGGUGACCGAGGACAACGUGAUGAAGAUCGCCGACUUUGGCCUGGCCAGGGACGUGCACAACAUCGACUACUACAAGAAAACGACCAACGGUCGGCUGCCAGUGAAGUGGAUGGCACCAGAGGCCUUGUUCGACAGGGUCUACACCCACCAGAGUGACGUCUGGUCGUAUGGUGUGCUGCUGUGGGAGAUCUUCACGCUGGGAGGAUCACCCUACCCUGGCAUCCCCGUGGAAGAGCUCUUCAAGUUGCUGAAGGAAGGCCAUCGAAUGGACAAGCCCGCCAAUUGCACGCACGAGCUGUAUAUGAUAAUGCGAGAGUGCUGGCACGCAAUCCCAUCACAGAGGCCAAUGUUCAAACAGCUGGUCGAGGAUCUCGACAGGGUCCUGACUGUCACGUCGACUGAGGAGUACCUUGACCUGUCAGCACCUUUUGAGCAGUAUUCGCCAGCUUGCCAAGACACCCACAGUACCUGCUCUUCCGGGGACGACUCGGUCUUUGCCCACGACGCUCUGCCUGAUGAGCCAUGCCUCCCAAAACACCAGCAGUGCAACGGUGCCAUCAGGACAUGAGAGAGAGAACGGAAGAGUCCAGAGUGCUGAACUAUGGAGAACUCACACUGAAGGAAAUACACUGAACCAGCUGCCGGGAUCUCCUUCCCGCAAUUUUAACUUCCCACCAUUUUUGAGCCUUAUAUCUCUCAAGUGCUGUACUCAUCGAAAAACAAACAAAAAAAAACGUACUGCUUGGCAAGAAGAGACUUUGUGAUGUGGAAAACCCGAAAUGGAAAGUUCUGCAAUAAAAAAAGCGAUCUGGAGGUGAUAACCUAUGACCUCUGGUAUUGUGACUGCUAUAGCAACCAUUCUGUGCCUAACUCGUGAUAAGAAAAGGAAGUAACACAAAAGACAAUUAUUUUUCUUUACAAGAGAGCAUUUAAAUACUUUUAUUUGUGUGAAGCUGCAGAUUUCAGAAGAGUUGUAAAUAUAUAAAUAUGAAUAUUGUAUGAUAAUGUUUAAAAAAAAACUGUUGUAUACUUAUGAUUAGGGGGGGGGGGGAAACAAGCAUAAUUACAAGUAUGAAUGAGGAAGCAAAAUCCUAAAAUCAUUGCAGUCUAGGAUAUUCAGUAUUAAUUCGGAAGUUAUUAAAGAAAACUCAUUCUGUAGCAGACGAGGGGUAAAAUAGUUCAAAAAUCAAUAAUUAUUUGCAAUCUGAUUAGCAUAUUGUAUAUUUGUAAAGUUGUUCAUAGACUUUAACAUAUCAUUUUGGUUAAGAGAUUUAUAAGUAUAUAGCUUAUUUACUAAUUACUGUACACAGCUUUAGUUACCUAGGUUCUUUAAUUUUUGGUUAUACAUGUUUAUAAUUUUUAAUUUAUUACCCAUUGAUUAGACAUUAAGGUUAAUGAGGAAAAAAAAUAGCAACAUUGUGUAAAAUGAACACUGUCUUCUUAUUUUAGAUUGCAAUGAUUUUUUUUCCCAAUGUUCGGUAAUCAGAUUUAUUAAUUA
Molecule: messenger RNA, 4290 nt
Organism: Leucoraja erinaceus (little skate)
Lineage: Eukaryota; Metazoa; Chordata; Chondrichthyes; Rajiformes; Rajidae
Product: fibroblast growth factor receptor 3-like
Biological process (GO): positive regulation of cell population proliferation; multicellular organism development; positive regulation of kinase activity
Cellular component (GO): signaling receptor complex; membrane
Molecular function (GO): ATP binding; fibroblast growth factor receptor activity; fibroblast growth factor binding
Source: RefSeq, a predicted model, not a curated record